Molecule: messenger RNA, 1416 nt
Organism: Medioppia subpectinata
Lineage: Eukaryota; Metazoa; Arthropoda; Arachnida; Sarcoptiformes; Oppiidae
Source: the annotation of a GenBank genome assembly
AUGAAGAUAGCGGUCAUCGGUUGCUCUCACGGAGAGUUGGAUCGGAUCUACGAAGACAUCACUCGUAUAGAGAGUGAGCAGAAGAUUGUGAUAGAUUUGGUGGUGAUUUGCGGUGACUUCCAGUCCGUCCGUAACGAACAUGACUUGCAAUGUAUGGCAGUUCCGGUCAAAUACCGGGAAUUGCGGACAUUUCACAAGUAUUACCGCCGAGUAGUGACGGCACCGAAGUUGACACUCUUCGUGGGCGGCAAUCACGAGGCGUCCAACUAUUUGCAGACACUGGGCUUCGGUGGUUGGGUUGCGGACAAUAUCUAUUACAUGGGUUACGCCUCUGUUGUCAACUUCAGAGGUGUGCGGAUCGGAGGCGUGUCUGGCAUUCAUCACAGGUUUGACGCCAAUUGCGGUCACUUUGAAAGACUGCCUUUCGAUGAGAGCUCGAAGCGAAGUAUCUAUCAUAUGAGACAAUCGGAUGUCUAUAAACUGAUGCAAUUGAACGCCGGAACCGAUGCCGACGACGGGAAGCAGACGUUGGAUGUGAUGAUAUCACACGACUGGCCCAUUAAUAUCCACAGCUGUGGUAACGUUCAGUAUUUGUUGCGGCGAAAGAAGCACUUCUUAAAUGACAUACAAAACAAUUGUUUGGGAAAUCCAUUACUUGAACCACUCGUCCGACACUUAAAGCCCAGACAUUGGUUUUCAGCACAUCUUCACGUGAGGUUUGAAGCGCUGGUCAAUCAUACGGAAGACCUUAAGGUUCAGACCCGCUUCUUAGCGCUCGACAAAGUGUUGCCAAACAGACAAUACAUGGAAAUCCUUGAUAUCGAGCCGUCGUUACCAUCGAGUAGUGAUUGUCUUGAAUACGACGCCGAGUGGUUGGCUAUACUUAAGUCGACCGACAAGUUGUUGAGUAUUGAUAGGAAGUGUUCAGUGCCUGCCAUGUGGUCCACUCUUCAUAAGGUGACCGAAAGCGAUAUAAAUGGUGUCAAACAACUCUUUGAUAAUGAUUUAGAGAUUCCCCAAAACUUUGAAGUGUCGGAACCGGCGCUCGAAGACAGUGAUAGUGACCCACAAAGGCUUCGUAAUUACACUAAUCCACGAACCGUUGAGUUUUGCAAAAGAUUGGGCAUAACUGAUCCCAUGGCAGCCAUUAUUGAGGCAUUGAAACCAUUGCCAAAUCCGGACCAGAUUUCCAUAAGUGAUGACGAAGAAGAUGAAGACGAAGAACAGACUCUUUAUGGCACGAGUGAUGACAACCCUCUUAAACGCCAUAAACCGGAGGACACUAUAGAUGGCGGAGAUUUGUUCUUCGUUGACAAGGGAACAGAACUACUGAAGAAGAUGAAGACGAAGAACAGACUCUUUAUGGCACGAGUGAUGACAACCCUCUUAAACGCCAUAAACCGGAGGACACUAUAG